UGUUGUUGUCGUCUCUCUAGAUCUAUCCAGGUGCAGUGGAGCUGAUGCAGGUCAUCGAGGAAUUCAUCCACAUCGUUGGCCUGGGCAUGAAGGACUUCCACAACGCCUAUCUGAUGACUGGGAACUUGGUGGCCAGCAUCCAGAGGCUCCCGGCACUGUCUGUGAUGACUGACAUCAACUUCCCUAUGAAGGGCCGUAAAGGCAUGGUGGACUGGGCCAGGAACUCUGAGGACAAGGUGGUUAUCCCCAAGGGCAUCUUUCUACCACAGUCUGCAGACAUGGAUGGAUCACCUGUUUUCAUCCUGGGGACAGUCCUGUACAAGACUCUGGGACUGAUGCUGCCUUCACCAAGGAACCACACGGCAGUGAGCUCCAAAGUCAUUGCUGUCACAGUGAGACCAGAGCCCAGGAUAACAGAGUCACACCUGGAGAUCGAGCUGGCUCACCUGGCCAACGGAACCCUGAGUCCUUACUGUGCACUGUGGGAUAACAGCGUCAUGAACGAUUCUUGGGGAACCUGGUCGACUAAAGGAUGUAAAACCGUACUAACCGAUGCAUCCCAUACAAAAUGCUUAUGUGAUCGUGUAUCUACCUUCGCCAUUUUGGCACAGCAACCAAGAGAAAUAACCAUGGAGUACUCAGCGGUCCCCUCUGUGACUUUGAUCAUUGGUUGUGGUCUGUCCUGUCUCGCCUUGAUCCUGUUGCUAGUGGUCUAUGCUAUUCUAUGGAGUACUUCCCGUUAUUCCAGAUAUAUCCGGUCUGAGCGGUCCAUCAUCCUAAUCAACUUCUGUCUGUCAAUCAUCUCCUCCAACCUCCUCAUCCUGGUUGGACAGACACAGACACACAAUGCGGGUGUCUGUACCAUGACAACAGCCUUCCUUCACUUCUUCUUCCUGGCGUCGUUCUGCUGGGUCCUGACGGAGGCUUGGCAGUCCUACAUGGCCGUUACUGGGAAGGUCCGCACCAGGCUCAUCAGGAAGAGGUUCCUCUGUCUGGGAUGGGGAUUACCUGCGUUGGUGGUUGCCGUCUCAAUGGGAUUCACCAAAGCAAAAGGCUAUGGGACACCCCAGUAUUGCUGGCUAUCUCUAGAAGGUGGUCUCCUGUAUGCCUUUGUUGGACCGGCAGCAGCAGUGGUUCUGGUCAACAUGGUGAUUGGUAUCCUGGUGUUCAACAAGCUGGUCUCCAGAGACGGGAUUCUGGAGAAGAAGCCGAAGCAUCGAGCUGGACCGAUGAACGAGCCCCAUACAGGGUUAACUCUGAAAUGUGCCAAGUGUGGUGUGGUGUCCACCACUGCUCUCUCUGCAACUACAGCCAGUAAUGCCAUGGCCUCUCUGUGGAGUUCCUGUGUGGUUCUGCCUCUGCUGGCUCUGACCUGGAUGUCUGCGGUGCUGGCCAUGACAGACAAGCGCUCCAUCCUAUUUCAGAUCCUCUUCUCUGUCUUCGACUCGUUGCAGGGCUUUGUCAUCGUCAUGGUGCACUGUAUCCUGAGGAAAGAGGUCCAAGAUGCUUUCAGAUGUCGUCUCAGAAACUGUCAGGACCCCAGAAACUGUCAGGACCCCCUCAACGCUGACAACACUGGAACUUUCCCCAAUGGUCAUGCUCAGAUUAUGUAUGUUUCCAGCAACUGUGGUGGAUGCCUGACCAGGCCAGGGCAGUACGGCUCGGCAGGGAUCGCCUUGGCUCAGCUCAGUGUGAAAAGGACGGACUUUGAGAAAGACGUUGACAUCGCCUGUCGAUCAGCUCUCCACAAAGACAUGGGCUCUUGCCGCGCGGCGACCAUCACCGGCACCCUAUCCCGUAUCUCUCUGAAUGACGAGGAGGAUGAGAAGGGUCCCGAGGGGCUCAACUACUCCACCUUACCCGGCAACAUCAUCUCCAAGGUGAUGAUCCAGCAGCCCGGCAUGCACAUGGGCCCCAUGGGGGACAUGGGUGAGGGCUGCCUGGGCGACAGCGUGUCUGACAUGCGCCGCACCGUCUACCUGUGCACCGAUGAUGCUCUCCGUCAGUCCGACCAGGAUAUGGGCGGGCACGGGCAUGGCGGGAUGGGCAGUGGCCACGACAUGGGCAACAUGGGCGGUAUGGGUGGUAUGAGCGGACAUUCACCCCAAGGCCAGAUGAUGGAGACAGACUACAUUGUGAUGCCACGAGCUUCGGCGGCGUCAGCAGGAUCUGGGAACUGUAACACACUUCCCACUCUCCUGAAGGAUGAUAGCUCCACCAAGAUGAACAUGGGCCUGGGCAUGGGAGAUACGCUGCCCCAUGAUAGGAUGAUGCAACACUACAAGAUGGCACCGGACUUCAGCAUGAGCCCGACGGGGAUGGGCGGGAUUGGGGUCAUGGAGCACAUGAACAUGGGGGUGAACAUGGAUCAGAACCUACAGCAGCAGUAUGGGUCAGGAGGAGGACAGGAACACAUGCAGCAGAACCUGCCCUUUGAACCCCGAACCGCUGUCAAGAACUUCCUGGCUGAGAUGGAAGAGACUGGAGGGCUGUCGAGGAGCGAGACGGGAUCCACCAUAUCCAUGAGCUCCUUAGAGAGAAGAAAAUCGCGCUACCAAGAUCUGGACUUUGAAAAAGUCAUGCACACCAGGAAAAGACACAUGGAGCUGUUCCAAGAACUGAAUCAGAAAUUUCAAACCCUGGAUCGAUUUCAAGACAUACCAAAUAUGGGCAGCAUGGACAAGGCCAUGGCCAACAAGAACCCCUGGGAGAGCUACAACCCAGCCUGUGAGUACCAGAACUACGCCAGUAUGAAUGUACUAGACCCUGACCCCAAGGACUCUCUGGAGAUGACCGCAGCAGAGUGGGAGAAGUGUGUCAAUCUCCCCUUAGACGUCCAGGAGGGAGACUUCCAGACAGAGGUCUGAUCUGAUCUGAUCUAAACAAACCAGGAAAUGAGUCCAAAAUGGCACCCUAUUCCCAAUGAAGUGCACUACUUAUGACCAGGUCCUAUAGGCCUCUUUUUCACCAGUACCCAAAGGGCUCUUUUGAACAGGACUCAUAGGGCUCUGGUCAAAGGUAGUGCACUAUAUAGGGAAUAGGGUGACAUUUUGGAUGCACUCCAGAAAGGAGACUUCCAGGAAGUUAAAAACCAGGAAGAGGAAAACCAGGAGAAAAAAUGAUAACCAGGACAUGGAGGAAAGGGGAAAGGAUGUAUUUUGCACUGAAAAAAAUGGACAGACUGUCCUAACAGCCUUGGCCUAGUACAUAUCUGGAUUCUAAAGGAGGGAUGACAAGGACAUGAUGUGCCAAUACCAUUUAAGAGGAAAACACAGAGGACAGGAGGAAGAAAUACAACAAAAAAUACAACAAAAAUCAUCAGUGUUACUUUUUGUAUUCUCACUAGUGUACUUAGUGCAGCGGGCCAGCCAGGUGGGUGUACAAUAUUUACCAUCAUGUGUUUCAGAGUACCCAUGGUAAAGAAGAAUUGGUUUCAAAAAGGUGAAAAUCUUUCUAGAUGAAUAAACCUCAAAAGCUAAAUGAAGACAUAAUACAAUGUCAAUCCCAGCUUCGUUGGAUCCAGUUUUAUAUUUCACAAAACUGGACCCUGGAAGCACAAUGUAUAUAUUUAUGCAGGUUUUUAAAAAGUUUAUAACAAGUCUGUUUGGCCAUUACUAUACUUUUUACUUUAUAAUAUAAAAUAUAUAUGAGCGGAGAGUGGCAGGCAAAGAGGAUUUUCUGUCAUAUAAAAAUGAAUGUUUGUCAAAGCUACAUUCUUCAUUGCUUUAAAUGCAAUAAAGGUAAUGCUCACUUUUAUAUGAAUAAUAUAUUUCACAAACUUUAAUACUGCAGAAUCUUGCUUGAAGAAUCUCGGCUAAAACUCUCUCAUCUGCAGCCCUGUAUAAAAUAUUUAAAAAUGAAAAAUGUUGUAUGGUGUAAAUAAACUUUUGUCUACAUAUGUUUUACUUGUGCCAAUUUAUUUUAAUGAGAAAAAAAUGCCAACUUGAUCAAGCGUUAUAUAUAGCGUUAUAAAAUGUUAACAUUUGAACAAGGAAUGUAAAUAAAAGAGGAAAUAUGUUCGUACUG
Molecule: messenger RNA, 4026 nt
Organism: Oncorhynchus mykiss (rainbow trout)
Lineage: Eukaryota; Metazoa; Chordata; Actinopteri; Salmoniformes; Salmonidae
Source: RefSeq, a predicted model, not a curated record